AUGUUUUUGACAAAUCGUCGUUUUAGUAAUGCAGAAAGCAUAUACUGGCCAGUUUUUGUCAUUGCAACUUUAGCUGCUAUCGUUGCAAGUCAAGCAACCAUUUCUGCUACAUUUUCGAUAAUCAAGCAAGCUCUGGCACUAGGCUGUAUUCCAAGAGUUAAGGUUGUACAUACGUCAAAGAAGUUCCUUGGGCAGAUUUAUAUUCCUGAUAUAAAUUGGAUACUUAUGAUUCUUUGCAUCGGUGUCACUGCUGGAUUCAGAAAUCAAAGUCAAAUUGGCAACGCAUACGGAACGGCAGUCGUGAUAGUCAUGUUGGUGACCACGCUCCUCAUGACCUUGAUAAUGUUACUAGUUUGGCGCUGCCAUUGGGUUCUUGUCCUUAUCUUCACUGUCUUAUCUGUGGUGGUUGAAUGUACCUACUUCUCUGCUGUGUUAUUUAAGGUUGAUCAGGGUGGUUGGGUUCCGCUUGUGAUUGCUGCAGCUUUUCUUGUCAUCAUGUAUGUCUGGCAUUAUGGAACUGUGAAACGAUAUGCAUUUGAGAUGCACAGCAAGGUGUCAAUGGCAUGGAUUCUUGGGCUGGGCCCCAGUUUAGGACUUGUACGUGUACCGGGGAUAGGACUUGUCUACACCGAGCUGGCUAGUGGGGUGCCACACAUCUUUUCUCACUUCAUUACAAAUCUGCCAGCUAUACAUUCAGUUGUGGUAUUUGUCUGUGUGAAGUAUCUUCCAGUUUACACAGUUCCAGAAGAUGAGAGGUUCCUCGUGAAACGCAUAGGACCCAAGUCUUUUCACAUGUUCCGCUGUGUUGCAAGGUAUGGUUACAAAGACCUCCAUAAGAAAGAUGAGGAGUUCGAGAGAAAGCUAUUUGAUAACCUCUUCCUUUUUGUUCGGCUGGAGAAUAUGAUGGAAGGCUGCUCUGACUCCGACGAAUACAGCUUAUACGGACAGCAAACACAGAAUUCAAUGGAUUAUUUAGUGCGAAAUAGCGGCAACUCAACUACAGGAAAUAAUGACUUUACAUGUUCGACGGUGGAAUCAAUAGUACCUGUGAAAUCUCCCACUCAAGGNUUACACAUAAGAAAUCUAAAAAUGAUACUUUUUUAA
Nicotiana attenuata is the source of this 1104-nucleotide messenger RNA. RefSeq names its product potassium transporter 10-like. Gene Ontology annotation, biological process: potassium ion transmembrane transport. The transcript is spliced from 2 exons. Gene Ontology annotation, molecular function: potassium ion transmembrane transporter activity. Lineage: Eukaryota; Viridiplantae; Streptophyta; Magnoliopsida; Solanales; Solanaceae. Gene Ontology annotation, cellular component: membrane. Bases 1 to 1104 code for a protein of 367 amino acids. The record is from RefSeq and is a predicted model, not a curated record.